AUGAGCGCAACCAACGUGAGGUACCUGAAAGGUAACUGUCUUUCACAAGCUAUAUCCUAUCCACGAAUUUUAAUUCACUCCUGCAAUUGCAAUGGCUCGUGGGGCGGUGGCAUAGCAUACCAGCUCGGUGUGAAGUAUCCCAAAGCUGAAAAGGACUACAAUGAAAUCUGUGAGAGAUUCGGCUCUCAACUUUUGGGAAAAUUCGUUCUGAUACCUAGUUACUCUGACUCGACAUUGUUGAUAGGUUGCCUCUUCACAGCAACGUUUGGGGGAUCAAACCAAGGGUCGGGGAGCGAUAUUCUGCACAACACUGAAUUGUCUCUAGAAGAUAUGAGAAUUCUGCUUCAGCAACCGGUCAAAAGAUCAACCAAUGACAUCGAUGUCUUCCUGUCUCAGUAUAUGGAAAAUGUCAAGGGCAAUUUGCGAUACCAGCUGGCCGAAUAUCAUCUCGAGAUGCCACAAAUCAAUAGCGGCAUAUUUGGCGUGCCAUGGCCGAAAACAGAGGCCUUGUUGAAGUUGCAGAAAUCGCUUUCAUUCGCGGUAUAUGUACUAUGA
Lachancea lanzarotensis is the source of this 555-nucleotide messenger RNA. RefSeq names its product LALA0S08e04808g1_1 (gene POA1). The coding region runs from base 1 to 555 and encodes 184 amino acids. Lineage: Eukaryota; Fungi; Ascomycota; Saccharomycetes; Saccharomycetales; Saccharomycetaceae. The transcript has a single exon. Gene Ontology annotation, biological process: peptidyl-glutamate ADP-deribosylation. The record is from RefSeq and is a predicted model, not a curated record.